AGAAUAUUUCUAUUUUUGGAAAUUUUAAGGGGGUGUUUGAGUUCUUGGUUUAAUUCAUUGAAUUUUGUGUGUUUAUGUGUCUGAUUGUGUUAUUUUUUGGUUCUAGGUGUAUAAAGUUGUAAUCUUUUUUUUUUUUUGGGUAAUUUUAGUUUUCAUGGGAGGUAUUAAUGGUGAAAUCAAUUAAAGUAAAUUCAGAUAACUUAAUGUGCUUAUGGGGUUUGAUUAAGUUCAGUACAAUAUUUCUAUUUUUGGAAUUUUAAGUGGGUGUUUGAGUUCUUGGUUUAAUUCAUUGAAUUUUGGGUGUUUGUGUGGCUGAUUGUGUUAUUUUUUUGUUCUAGGUGUAAAAAGUUGUAAUCUUUUAGGUGUAAAAAGUUGCAAUCUUUUUUGGGUUUUGGCUAAUUUCAGUUUUCAUGGGAGUAAUAAUGGUGAAAUUAAUUAUCUGUUUAGUAUUUCUUUGUGAGUUUGCUUAUGUGUUUUGAUUGGUCUGCAUUUUUAAUAUGGGGCAUAGUUGACCACCAAUUAAAUUAAAUUUAGAGAACUUAAUAUGCUAAUGGGGUUUUUAACCAAAAAAAUGCUUAUUAGGCUUUUUUAACCAAAAUAAUGCUUAUGGGGUUUGAUUAAACUCAGUAAAUAUAUCUAGUUUUGUAAAUUUUUAGUGGGUGUUUGAGUUCUUGAUUUAAUUCAUUGAAUUGUGUUAUUUCUUUGUUUUAGGUGUAUAAAGUUGUAAUCUUUUUGUUGGGUUUUGGCUAAUUUCAGUUUUCAUGGGAGGUAAUAAUGUUGAAAUCGAAAUGUUUUCUUUGGUGUUUCUUUGCUAGUUUCAGCAUUUUCGAUAUGUUGUAUGGUUGAUCAGCACUUAAAAGUAAAUUCAGAGAACUUAAUAUGCUUAUGGGGUUUGAUUAAGUUCAGUAGAAUAUUUAUGUUUCUGGAAAUUUUGAAUGGGUGUUCGAGUUCUUGCUUUAAUUCGUUGAAUUUCACAUGUUUGUGUGGCUGAUUGUGUUAUUCUUUAGUUAUAGGUGUAAAAAAGUUGUAAUUUUUUUUGAGUUUCGGCUAAUUUCAGUUUUCCUUGGGUGGUAAUAAUGGUUAAAUCUUUUUAUUUUUAAUCAAAAGUAAUAAUGGUGAAAUCAAUUGUUUGUUUAAUGUUUCUUUGUGAGUUUGCUUAUGUGGUUUGAUUAGUUUCAGCAUUUUUUUGACAUGGCGUUGGGUGACCAGCAAGUAAAGUAAAUUCCAAGAAUCUAAUAUGCUUAUGCGGUUUGAUUAAAUUCAGUAGAUUUUUGGUUAGGUUGGGGUUGACUAGUAAGGAAAGUAAAUUCCAAGAGUUGAUCUUUUUCUUCUUUUCAUCUGAAGUUGUUGGUUCUAUUGUUCUUAUUCAAAAAAUAGAAAUUGUCGGCUCUAUUGUCGUUUUCCCAAAGCUUUGAACUUUAAGUAUAAGUUAGUAGCUGAGCUUUAUAACGAAAGCAAUGAUGUUUUUUAGUGUUUGUUUCUUAGCGUGGCAAUGGAAUUUGAUAAAUUUUAGUUGAUUUUCGUUUUGGGUAGGUUUGACCAGUAGGGACUGUAAUUUUCAUGAGCUGAUCUUUUCCUUUUUGUCUGAAGUUGUUUCAGUUCUAUUGCGGUUUACCUAAGCAUUGACCUUGUAGUUAAUAUUCAGUACUACAAAUUACAAAAUAACUACUUCUCAAUUCCAACCUAGUUUGGUUCAACUUUAUAAAAUCCUCUAUUUGAGCCAAUUUCAUUCAUGUAGUCAAUAACUUGUCUAGCUAGAGAUUAGGCAUUUUCUAAAUUUAGUAGCCGAGCUUGUUCACUUCCUGCUACAAAAAUGAAUAUGUAUUGAGCUUGUUUCAUGCUUUGGGUUCUAAGUCGUAUUUGCAAGAACUGACUAGAUGGAGAAGCCUUUAAAGAAACCUAUGUCAGAUGGCUCUGAAGCUGCUUCAACAAAGAUGAAGAAUGCUUGGGCCAUUCCCCUUGGAUCUGCAGCAUAUCAUGCAUCAACUGAUACAAGCAUGUUUUCUAGCUCAUUGCCUGUGCUACUACAUGCGAAAUUAAACUUCAAUGAGUCCGAGCAGCAUGGUCAAUCCAUUGACGAUAGCUCACCUAGCUUAAGCAAGCUUCAAUUGGAAGAUAACAUUAAAGAUCCGUUAGAAGAGGUUGAGUCGAGUCCAGCUGGGUUCUUGCUUCCAGGGGAUGAAGAUGAGUUACUAGCAGGCUUAAUGGAUGACUUUGAUCUUAGUGGAUUACCGACUCAGCUGGAGGACUUGGAAGACGAUUUUUUUGGCAGUGGAGGACUGGAAAUGGAACCUGAGGAUCAAAAUAAUUUGCUUAAUGGUUUUGCAAACUUAACCAUGUCUGGACAUUAUAAUAUCCCAAAUGGUGCUGGAACUGCUGUUGUGGGGGAACACCCAUAUGGAGAGCAUCCAUCAAGGACAUUAUUUGUUCGAAAUAUUAACAGCAAUGUAGAGGACGCAGAGUUGAAAUCUCUUUUUGAGCAAUAUGGUGAUAUCAGGACUCUAUAUACUGCAUGCAAGCAUAGGGGCUUUGUAAUGAUAUCUUACUAUGACAUCCGAGCUGCUCGAACUGCAAUGCGUGCUCUACAAAAUAAGCCCUUGAGACGAAGAAAGCUCGACAUUCAUUUUUCCAUUCCUAAGGAAAAUCCAUCAGAGAAAGAUGUUAACCAAGGAACUCUGGUCGUGUUCAACUUGGAUCCAUCGGUAUCCAAUGAGGAUCUUCGGCAAAUCUUUGGAGCAUAUGGGGAAGUCAAGGAGAUCAGGGAAACACCACAUAAACGCCAUCAUAAGUUUAUUGAGUUCUAUGAUGUCAGAGCAGCUGAUGCAGCUCUUAAAGCAUUAAACCGUAGCGACAUAGCUGGAAAGCGGAUAAAGCUUGAACCCAGCCGGCCUGGUGGAGCCCGUCGAAAUUUGAUGCAGCAACUAAGUCAAGAAUUGGAACACGAUGAAAUUCGAUCGUUUAGGCACUCAGUUGGAUCACCGGUGGCCAGCUCUCCUCCAGGCAGCUGGUCAAACUUUGGCAGUCCAGUUGAACCGAACCCAUUGCGAGGUUAUAGUCAAUCACCUGGUCUGCGAAAUCUCAGCCCUGUAAAUGGUAAUCUUAUGCCAGGGCUGGCCUCUAUUCUUCCUGGACACCUCUCAAGUCCGAAGAUUGCACCCAUUGGUAAAGAUCCUGCAAGGGUUGGCCAUUUCAAUCUGGUAACUACUAGUCCAAAGUCUGUGCAAGGUGUGAGUUAUCAGCAUUCUUUUUCAGUCCCUGAGCAGAAACCAGCUUUAAACAUGGGAUCUACGUCAUUUGGUAACUCUACGGCUUCCGGUACUGGAACACUUUCUGGUCCACAGUUUCUUUGGGGUAGUCCGCCUAUUCACUCGGAGCGUACUGACUCUCCUAUCUGGCCAACAACUUCAUCAAUGGCACAUCCAUUUGCAUCAAAUGGACAAGGACAAGGCUAUCUCCAUUCACGUAGGCAAAGCUCUUUCCUUGGAUCACAUCACGUGGGGUCUGCUCCAUCUGUAAAUCCUCUGGAUAGGCAUUUCGGUUUUUUCCCGGAAUCUCCUCAAAAAUCAUAUAUAAAUCCACUUGGGGCAGUGAACAUGGGUGUUGGUCUUACUGGGAACUUUACUGAAAGUGGUUCUCCUAGCUCUAGAAUGAUGCCAUUGACAAGGAAUGGACCUAUGUUUUUCGGAAAUGGCUCUUACGGAGGAGCAGGAACAGUUAAUGUUGAAGGACUAAUUGAACGUGGUCGAAGUCGAAAAAUUGAGAGUGGUGGUAAUCAGAUUGACAACAAGAAACAGUAUCAGCUUGAUUUGGAGAAGAUCAUGAGAGGAGAAGAUACUAGGACCACUUUGAUGAUUAAGAACAUCCCAAACAAGUACACUUCAAAGAUGCUACUUGCAGCAAUCGAUGAGACUCACAAGAGUACAUACGAUUUCCUCUAUUUGCCAAUUGAUUUCAAGAAUAAAUGCAAUGUUGGUUAUGCUUUCAUCAAUAUGGUGUCUCCUGCACAUAUCGUCUCCUUUUAUGAGGCAUUCAAUGGGAAGAAAUGGGAAAAGUUUAACAGUGAAAAAGUGGCGUCGUUGGCUUACGCACGUAUCCAGGGAAAAGUAGCUCUGGUUACUCACUUCCAGAAUUCGAGCUUGAUGAAUGAGGACAAAAGGUGCCGACCAAUUCUUUUCCGGUCAGAGGGCCAAGAGGCAGCUGAUGAGGAAAAGUUGCCAUCCAGCAAUCUGAACAUUUGUAUCCGUCGGCCUGAUGGGUCAUAUUCGGGAGAUUCUCUUGAUAGCCCGACAGGCGAUCUUGAUGUGAAGCCAGACCUAUUCACUGGAAGCAGCUGACCUUCAAUCAUGGCAAUGAGUUCUAACUGUGAAUAGAAAUUCGAGUACAUAAUUUAUCAAUGAAAACCAGGAAACUGCAUAUAGUUACUUAUGUGUGCUAGUAGUGUCUACUUUUUGGAUGAAAGACACUCUAGAGCAUGUAAGACGAAUUGUUACCGAAGGAAAGAGCAUUUUGUUUAUAUGUAGAAUGAAUAAUGACAAUUGAUCUAUUUAACAAAGGGAGUAAAAAUAAGGUUUAAGCAUUCAGCCAACAUGUGAAGUCUCUCUCGGCCGAUAUGCUUUGCCAGUUUGGCUGUUAUGUUUCUUGUCGUGGUGGGGUUCUCUUAACUAAUGCAUGCUUUUUUAUACUUGUGGGGCUGUUUCAUAAGUGUAUAGGAUGGGAGAUUAACAGACCCUGCAUUCUUUCUUGAAUCAUGUAAUGACUAGCUACUGUUGUAUUUAUCACAUUUGUGGCUAAACUAAA
Molecule: messenger RNA, 4797 nt
Organism: Lycium ferocissimum
Lineage: Eukaryota; Viridiplantae; Streptophyta; Magnoliopsida; Solanales; Solanaceae
Product: protein MEI2-like 2
Exons: 13
Coding region: 1878-4334 (818 amino acids)
Molecular function (GO): RNA binding
Source: RefSeq, a predicted model, not a curated record